AUGAUGACUAUGGAUCAAUCCUCUGGUUUUGAUAAUACUUUAAUGAAUUUCAAUAAUGCAAAUAAUUCAUUUAAUCAAUCAGCAUAUUCAUUAAAUGACCCUGAUGUUGACUGGAGUGUAUUUGAAAAUGCUGAUCGAUAUUUAUUACGUGAUGAUAGUGCAUGGAUAACUCGUUUAAGUAAAGAUUUUUGGUGGAAUCUCGAACGUAUAUCAGAAAUGACAACAACCGAUGUUAAUCAAACUCAACAAAUAAAUUCAACAAAACAUAUUCCUCAACAAGUUUUAUCAUCAUCUAUGCAAUUAAAUGGUGUUUCAACACGUAAAAUUGUUGGUCAACGUUCAACAAUAGCACGACCAAAUAGAAAUAACAUUCCAAUAAAAACAAAUUCUUCAUCAACAUAUGAUCAAGAUUUUGAUUAUAAUCCAUUUCAAUCAAAAAUAUCAUUUGAUAAUAAUAUAUGGACAAAUUAUUCACAACAAGCAAUCCCAUGGCAAUAA
Rotaria sp. Silwood2 is the source of this 498-nucleotide messenger RNA. The record is from the annotation of a GenBank genome assembly. NCBI's taxonomy places the organism in Eukaryota, Metazoa, Rotifera, Eurotatoria, Philodinida, Philodinidae.